Molecule: messenger RNA, 3056 nt
Organism: Oncorhynchus nerka (sockeye salmon)
Lineage: Eukaryota; Metazoa; Chordata; Actinopteri; Salmoniformes; Salmonidae
Gene: tmem183a
Product: transmembrane protein 183A
Exons: 8
Coding region: 747-1838 (363 amino acids)
Biological process (GO): regulation of protein stability
Cellular component (GO): SCF ubiquitin ligase complex
Molecular function (GO): protein binding
Source: RefSeq, a predicted model, not a curated record
GCAAUAUGAACAUACAUUUCGUAAACAAUAAGUACAACAUUAUCAAAUAUUUUCCGAGAUAGUUCACUUGUUAUCUGUAAUAUAGUAUAGCUUGAAAUCGUGACAUUACGUACUUUCGAGGAAUAGGCAGGGUUUUCAACAUUUGAUGCGUUCAAGACAACUGGGACCUACGUGGUCAAAUCACAACGUUAGUAAUCUUCAAGUCGGAACGUCGGAGCUCUAGAAAGAGGCCCGAAUUACCGAGGCGGAAUUGUUAGUUGGAUGACCGUUCAAAACUAUUUUCUCAGUCAGAGCUAGUUUUUUCCAAGUUAACAGUUGUUUGAACGCGGCAUCAUACCCUGAUUUUGAUAAGGGAUUGUGUGACGAUUACACAAUUGUUCGACAGUCUGCUGGUGAGGCGUUAUACGUUCCUCCAUUCCAUUUUCCAAUGGGAUUCCUAUCUCCUCCUUUCCUUAAUAUAUCUGUCCUCAUGCAGGGUAACCGACUAAUCUGAUUGGCGAAUGACCACUCUUGUCCAAUCAAAUUCGAUAAGGAUGAGCUCGUCGUUGACAACUGAAACGAAGGAAGUCUCGCGUUAUUUAAUGAACGUCAACUCAUUUGCGUCAGUCCCAUGAUGGCUGAAGAUCCUGGAGGAACAUUUUUCGAUUGCUGUCCCACCUUUUUCUCUUUCUCUUUACCUCUGCUUGUCAUAGAGACAUGGCAGGACACACAGCCUCGAUAAGUGGCCACAGACCCCUCUUACCGUCAUGCCCAAGAAAGGGAACCGAAAACGGCUGAAAUUUCGGUCCGGGGACAUCUGCUCCGAGUCAGUGACUGUCGCUGAUUUUGCCAAUGCUGACCCAGCUGUUGUGAAGUCGGGGAGGGUGAAAAAGGCUGUUGCCAAUGCAGUUGAAAAAGAAGUGAAGUUGUUGUGUGGACUGGAGGCGUCGCAGGGUUCCUUACAGGAGGUGUUCUCAUCAGUGUCCAGCCUCACCGGAGACGCCCUUGAGAGUAGCGACGACCUCGACCCCGGGGAGGAUGGAGUGAACGAGCCUAAAGAGGCACGCAAGAAGAAAAACAAGAGAAGGAAAGAGUGUAGUGAGUGCAGUGAUGGGGAGGACUACACAGUGGAUAUCUGGCUGGUGCUGGCUUCCUAUAUCCGUCCAGAGGAUGUGUGUACGUUUGCUCUGAUCUGCAGAAACGCCUGGACCGUCACCUGCACUGCUGCCUUCUGGACCAGACUAUACAAAAGACACUACAGUCUGGAUGCUUACCUGCCGUUUCGUCUGCAGCCAGACUCCAUAGCAAGGAAGCGUUGUCUACGGGCUCGCGUAAUUCGCUCCCUCUUCCACCUGUAUGAGCCAUUCAGCUCACGUGUCUCCCUAAGCCCCGCCCUCCCCGAGUCCCCAUCCACCACGCUACUUAACUCCAAGUGUCUGCUCUUCUGGGUCAAUAAGGUUGUGGGCACUCGACCUGAGCCCAUGUGGGAGUUCAACUUCAAGUUUGUGAAGCCGGCGAUGAGGUGUAAGGCUGACAGUGCCACCCGGGGUCUGCUGCUGCCCCGUCAGUAUGAGGAGGUCCAUGCCAACCCAGACUCAGACUGCUACCUGCUGCAGGUCACCACCCUCAACUUCAUCUUUACCUCAAUUGUCAUGGGGAUGACCCUUUCCCUGUUUAACGUCAAUGUGAAUGCGGACAUGCGUCACCACAGAGUGUGUCUGGUGUUCCAGGACUCUCCUCUCCAGCAGGGGAGGAGGAAAGGGGAGCAGGGGGGGACACAGGUGGUGCUGGACCCUGUACACAGCGUGAGACUCAUGGACUGGUGGCAUCCUCAGUACCCUUCAUCCCCCUACACCUAGAACCCUCAUAUUAUCCCACAUGCUCCACACAUCACCCAUUUAGUCCUAGAAAUCACUGUAACCGUCUGCUCGUACACCUAGAACAUUUACAUCUACAUUUAAGUCAUUUAGCAGACGCUCUUAUCCAGAGCGACUUACAAAUUGGUGCGUUCACCUUAAGACAUCCAGUGGAACAGCCACUUUACAAUAGUGCAUCUAAAUCUUUUAAGGGGGGGGUGAGAAGGAUUACUUUAUCCUAUCCUAGAACGCCCAAAACCAUCCACAAUACAGUCUCCCUGUACACCCAGAACCUUGCUUCACCUCACCCUUCUCCAGCCCCCAACACGGAGUCCUCUAGUGUAUUAUUUACAUCCCCCUACACCAAAAACCACCUACCUCCUCAGUACCCUAGCUCUCUAUAGACAAACCCUCAACUUCCAAUCCCCCUCACAUUGCCUACCCUCAGACCACCCUAUAAGUUUGUUGAACAGAUGUAGACAAUGUCAUUUCUUUUAAUAUUUCCUCUCUGUAACUGUGACCUCUUUAAGGGACUUUUGAUUUCACUUAUUGAUUUGACUAUUCUACGGGCCAAAAUUAUGAUUUGCUGCUUGCGUAAUUAUUUGAUUUGAUACCUCUAAUCAUUGCUUACUUUUAAAUUGUAAUUUUUAAAACCCCACCUCCUGAUUCAUCCCCUGUGUAUUCUCCUCAGGAAGUAAUGUCAGUUCUGAGGCUGCUGCAUUGUAGCGGAGCAGCAUUUUAUAUCCUGCCUCUGUCUGUUAGAAUGUUUAUGAACACCAGGAGACCAGUCGUUUGUAAACAAUGACCAGUAGAAACAUGUCAAUCAUGCUUAAUUUCUAAAAAAAGGGGCGUAUUUGAAGAAUCAACAUAUAAUACCCACAGGAAACUAUUUCAGUUCUACUAUUUACUCAAUCGUCCAAUCAAAAUUCAUUUAAGAACAUUUGUGUUUGAAUUCAGAAGUUUAUCGUGUGUAGUGCAAAGCUUUUUGUUGAUGAUCAGACCUGAAAUUGCUUUAUUGUAAAUACAUGUAUAGCUGAUUGACCUUGUGAAGGACAUGUAUACAUGUUUGGCUGUGAGAGCCAUCCAUAACAUCAUUCCGCAUGUAAAGUCUGGAAGCUGUCUGUAUGUGAUCUGAUUGUUUGGCCAACCUCCUGCACUGUAAUACAACUGUAAAGAACCCCUUCCAUACUUCUCUAUCAAUACAAAUGGGGUUUCUUACUA